CCCGGGAGAGAGCGAGCGCUACGUUCAGCCCCUGGGAACCAGUCAUCAGUCGGUGCCAUCUCCUGUCCAUCUUCUGCCUGCGGCUCCUUCUCUACAGACCCAGAUCGAUUCGCUCGGCAGCUCUCCGCAUGGACACACGCUCGGGAAACAGCGAUUAUUUAUAGGCGACCCGUGACACCUGGAACGUGUUAAAGGCGAAGGAGAAGUAGAACAAACGCCGCUCCCCGGGGGAAUCGGUUUAUUGAUGAUUGCUGCAGAAUCGGUGCAGGACAUGAUGUGGAGAGGAGGUUUCUUGGUUCUUCAAGCGAUUGCAGCUGCCAGCGGCUUUAUCCUCCCAGCCCAGAGAGUGGCACCAGUACAAAACCCAGAUAAAGGAGUGUUCCUGGAGGGUUCGGAAGCCAAUGCCUUCUUUGCCCGUAGGCUGCUGUACAACAGCUGGGACUUUGAGUUGGUUACACCGGGUAAUCUGGAGAGGGAAUGUUACGAGGAACAGUGCAACUAUGAGGAGGCGCGGGAAUGUUUUGAAGACGAUGCAAAAACUGCGGAUUUCUGGAAAACGUACACAAAAAAUGGAUCAGGAGGAAACUCUUCCUCUUCAUUGGAUGUUUCCGGCUUGGUAGCGGGACUGGUAGCUGCACUGAUCGCACUGAUUAUGAUUGCAGUGUUGAUAAUGUACUGUGUCCGAUACAGAGUGAAAGCCAGCACCAGAGGAAGGCCCCCUGUGCAUCUUACAAGUAACUUACCUGCGGCAGAAGAUUUACCUCUCACUCAGCUGCCUGUACCGGAACCCAGUGCUCCUGGGCUCCCCAGCUAUGAAGAAGCAUUGGAGGCAUCAGGCACAUAUGACGCCCCACCACCUCCCUAUCAAAGAGGAUCCACCAGAUCGAAUCAGCCGAGCUGAAGAAGGAACGACCAGGACAGACUGUGUGUAUGUGCCGGUGCAUGUGUGAGACCAGUUCCUGGAUGAGACUGGAAUGAACUUUCCCUGUUUGAGAGAAACCCUCGCCAGCUUUGGACUGACUACAGUUCCCAGAAUCCUCCGCACAAGAGCAACGAGUUAAAGCUCCUGGUCUCAUCUGAAUGAUUUGUACAUUUUUAUGUUUGUUUUUUUUAAUAGAUAGGAUUGACUUGUCCUUUUUUUGCCAAAGAGGAAACCACUGACCCUAAAAGGACGUUUCCAGAUAUUUUCUAUGUAAAAUCUGCAUAAAAAUGUUUCUCGUAUAUUUCUUUGCUGUCAUAUGGUGCAUUUCCAAUUAGCUGUGAAUCUGCUGCACUGGGGCUCGGCCGAAGACUUUAGGGCGGUUACAGGUUUUCAAGAAGCUGCAAGUAUGAAAAAAUAUAAUCUAAACAAGGACGACUCUCCUCUUAAACAGAUUGUAAUGCAAGGAUUUGCCCAACCUUUGUCCCUCAGAGAAUCCCAAGAAUAUAUUGCUGCAAGUUGCAAUUUAAAGGGAAUGUUCACCCAAAUACGUUUUUUUGUUUUUUUGGGGGGGGGGGAAGCUUUACUUCCAAUGCCACUCCCAAUAGCAAUUAGAUAUAGAAAUAUUUAUAUGGGAAUGUUGCUUAGAAUUAUAUUAACUUUAUGCUUCUUGGGUGAAGCUCCACUUGUAAAGGGCCACAGGUUGCCUAUUCCUGCUGGUACUUAUAAAGGGUAAAGCCGACUGUGUGCACAGAGCAGUCGCCUCUGCAAAUGGGAGCUGCCAUGCUGCUUUUUCUUACAAUACGUGCCCACGAAGGGGCGUGCUACUAGUUUUAAUUAAUGAACAAUUACCAAAUUCCCACCAAUGGCUGCUUUAUUCAUGUGAAAGCAAAUAGGUAGAGCAGGGAUGCUCUGGGUACACAUUUAGUUAUGCCUUGACACUUUAUGCUCUGUUUAUAGCAGAAUAGUUUGUUGAUCCUGAAUGAUAUAUUUAGGGGUAUGUUAAGAAUAUUUCAAUUUCCCUGAUGUGAGGGACAAAGGGAAACUCCUAUUAAGCUUCUUAUCAGGCCUGGACUGGCAAUCUGUGCGUUCUUGCAAAUGCCAGAGGGGCUACUGUAAGAUGCCAUAGAAAGGGACUAUUAAGUGUGCUGGUAGGGGCUAUCUGAGCCUCUGUGUACUUGGAAUGCCAGGGCCUAUUUUGAAUCCCAGUCCAGACCUGCUUCUUAUGAUGUUUCACAGUACUACAGGGCAAGAUGUGUGUGUGUUACUACUGCUUUAAAUCUGCUGGACAGGAUGGAACCCCCCUUUAUAACCUUCUGUAAUCACAAUUUUAAACUUUAAUUUUGGCAGGUCAGGCAGCUUCACAAUGUAGCCGUUUAGCAUCACGUACACGGAUACUCCAACUUUUAAGGGAUGCUGGGGGUCUGUAAUUCAAUUGCUUCAUUUUACCAUCGCUUUACAGCCCCUUUGACUGCUCAGGGGUUUUUAAAGCCUGAGCAAAUUUCUUGGGAGUAACCAACCGGGAUUAUAUUAUGGGCUCACUGUAUGGAAACACUUAGUACUGUCUCUGAGGAAUACCCUACAAAUACAGUUUGAUAGACACUUUACUCCUUAAAUAUUGUUAAUAGUUUUCCCCCCAUGGCGUUGAUGGGUUAAUGACCACUGAUUCUUCCCUUGUGGCUUAUUGAAGUGCAGUUGCUUAUUGUUAUUAUUGUCAUUUGGCUGUUAACGAGCUUCACAUUCCAGUUCUGAUAUGACCCAGUACUCAUUAGCAGGGGUAGCGCAGCCAUUUCAUAUCAUUAGGAAAAGUUCAAUUUGGCAGAUGCGCCUAUUAGGGGCGCUGUUACUGCCCGUGACUCCCUUGUUUGUUAGAGACAUUUCACUGAAAAGAGGCCUUAACAGAGUUUGUAUUUUUAAAUAAAGUUGAUUUGAUAAGAA
This is a messenger RNA of Xenopus laevis (African clawed frog), 2857 nucleotides long. It is a transcript of the gene prrg2.S, whose product is annotated as proline rich Gla (G-carboxyglutamic acid) 2 (transmembrane) S homeolog. The record is from RefSeq and is marked provisional. Lineage: Eukaryota; Metazoa; Chordata; Amphibia; Anura; Pipidae. Gene Ontology annotation, molecular function: calcium ion binding. Gene Ontology annotation, cellular component: plasma membrane; extracellular region.